Molecule: messenger RNA, 4406 nt
Organism: Aplysia californica (California sea hare)
Lineage: Eukaryota; Metazoa; Mollusca; Gastropoda; Aplysiida; Aplysiidae
Product: nucleolin
Exons: 5
Coding region: 120-794 (224 amino acids)
Source: RefSeq, a predicted model, not a curated record
AAAGUCUGCCCAAUAACACGUGACAACGCUUAGUUAGGUCUGCUGCCCGUCACCUCGUGAAAAAGUUGCGUUUACCCCGUGCAUUUCGGCAUCUUUUUGUACCCAAAGAAAGCAUCAUCAUGAGUGAAGCAAAGCCUGGUCUUGCUCGGGAUGGGACAAUGCAAGUAACUGCUAAGGAGGGGAUAGAUUACCUGAAGUCAGAGGGGAAAAAUAGACUCCUGAAGGCUCAAGGCCUGGCUGAAGACAAACCAGGUGUGCCCCGUGACAAUACAAUGGUGAAUACUGCGAAGGAAGCUGAUCGCAUACUGGAUGGCAAUAAACCUGAUGCUGAUGCACAGACCAGAGGUCAACAGAAACAAAUUGAUGACUUGAAGAAGGAAGCUGAACCACCUGCCAAGAAGGCAAAGCUUGCUAAAGAUGGUACAAUGGCCGUUACUGCAAAGGAGGGGAAAGCUCUUUUGUCUGGAGAAAAACUCGGAGAUACAAGGCAAGAAACAUCAAACCAAAAAGGCAAGGCGAAGACACCAUUGAAAAAAAACUCAACAAUUGCAAAAACCAUGGAAGAAGCCAAGUAUGUCCUUGAUGGAGAGGUGGAUGUGAAUUCUGGACGCAAGACCCGCUCUCAGAGCCGGGGAGUGACUCCGAAACCCCCCAUGAAGAAAGCUGGCACUAUGCAGAACACAGCUAAAGAAGGAAAAGAGUUCCUCAAGAGAGGGAAGGGAGGCAAGAAAGGUGGAAAAGCUGCAGAGGCUGAUGAUGAUGAUGAUGAUGCAGAGGAAGAGGAGGCCUCGUAAUUGCUCAUCACCUCAAUGUUCAUGUUGAACAGGGCAGUGGGAAAUGGAUUCUGAUAUUCUUUCUUGGACUUUUUUUCUUGGAACUGGAGACUUAGCUGUGGGGAAUGAAACCUAGCUUCAAGGAUGUGUUUUAAGAAAGCAGGCCGAGAAUGUGUAUUUGGAAUCCAGUUUUCACUUCUGUCACUUCAGCGUCACAUGUUAUUUGUUCUUGUUAACUACUUAAAUGUUGGGAUUUUCUCCAUAAUGCUCAUGCAUACAUUGACUUAUUGGAUAAAAAAAACAUCAACAACAAAAAAACCUCACUUUAAUAUUAAAAGUGAAAAGGGAAAAUAUCAUGAGCGCAGUGCAUGAUCCUUUGAGAAAGGUUUCACACAUGGCUUGGUUGGCUUGAAGUAGUGUGGUUUGACUGUGUGACUCGGACAUUUCGAAUGUGAUUUUUGUGCCAUUUUUGUCUGUGAAGAUUGAAGUAGUGGGUACCUUCAGGUAUGUGUUGUGAUAGAUCUAAAGAAAUAAAUGUGCCAUGAUCACUGCCGAAAUAGUCACUGCUGUAUUCAUUAUAACUCCUCUGUCUUAUGGAACAUACUGUUGCUAAACAAAAAUUUGAAAUAUUUGUGUGUUCGUUCACCCUGGAUACCGAAGAUGUAUGAUUUCUUGUAAAGUGAGUAAAUUGGGAGUAUAGUCUAAAAUAAAAUAUAUGACAAAGACAUAAGACGUUGUGGAUCUUUGUCAACAUAUAAGGACGAUGAAGAAGAGCUUCUUUCCCUUAUACUUAAGGUCAGCGAUGGAAAAAUAUUGUAAUGCAAUCUUGUGAUUAUUUCCCAGCUUGCAACCAGAUAACAGCAAGUCAUGUAUGACUUAUUGCAGGGUAGGCAUUAUGAGAGAUCCCCGUUUAAGUUUGUGCUCAUGUUCAUUACAUGUUUUUGUACACAUAGUCAUUGUGUGUUUGAAGUGUUGUUCCCUUCAGUAUAUUUUUAUGUAAUCUCUAAAAUAGCAGUGAGAAUGUGCACUGCAUAGUAGUGGUAAUACAUCUAAGCACUGACAGUACGUGGGUCCAGAGUGGGAGGGUUCUAUCCUCAGAGUUAAGUUUUUGAUGGUAUAACUUUUUAACUCUGGGCCUUUUAGUACUUGUACUGUCAGUGUGAAUGUUAAUUCAGACCAGUUGUAUUCAUGUUUAAGUUGCAAUUGCUGGUGACCAAGAUUUUUAACCAUAGCAAGUGCAAAGAGGUUCUGUAGUGUUUACUUGUGGUAGUUGGUUGAUCUUGAUAUCCUUGGUUCAUUGUAGAUAUCAUUUUCAUAACUUACCUCCUGCCUAUUGUCCAUUGCACUCAAAAAUAUAUGAUUUGUUGGAUACUUUUGUCAACUGAUAAAUUUAUAGCUCAUCUUUCAAGAACAAGUUGUAUGUGACUGAAAACGUUAUGUUGGAAUUUUGUUUUGCUUUUUAGUGCAGUUUUCCCUUGUUUAGAAAUUAAUUUUGUAUCCAAGACAAGAUUUCAUUCAUGUAUUGGCUCCUCAGUACUGUUACUAUGCACAAUGUUACAGUUAUUCUGUAGAGUCACUUAACUGUUCUGGCCAACACCAUAUUAUUUACUUUAGUAUGGUGGUGUAUUUUAAAUUCCUUUUCGUUCAGCUUUUGUAUGCCAUUGUGUUGCAUCCUUUCUAGAAUUCCUCUCACUCUCUUGUUCCUGUACCUGGAGAAGUGCUGACUCGUUAUCUACUACCCAGCUUGGCAUCUUCUAGUACUCCACCAAAUGUAGGUGUUGUGUUUUUGCAACCAAAUUGUGUGGAUAGCACCCAAAAAACUAACAAGACUGUAUUUAGAGCCUCUUGUAUUCUCCUACAAGCAGGCUGAGCAACUUGUCUGUUCUUUGGUCAACAUUUUUAGUUUCUUCUUGUCUGGGGGGGGGGGGGGGGUGACUAGUAAACUAGGAUCCAAUGAGAGAAGUGAGACUAAAAUUGAAAUGUUGCAAAGAGGAAAAAAAGAGAAAAUGAACCGUAGGCUCAUGUUUUUGCAUCGUCUUUGUGAUGGCGUCUGGGUUCUCUUUUAUGCAUGCAUUCUAGAACAUAUGGGAUGCUAGACGGGUGGCAAAUUUUCAGUUCUAAAUUCUUGUCUUAUUUUAUUUUAAAAACCAAUCACUCAUCUAUGAUUGUGUGGAAUGGACAGUUACCUUUUACUGUGUCUGCUGCCUUACUAUAGGGCAUUUAAAUUCAAGUUUAGCAAAUUCAAAUGGACUUUUUUGUAGUUUUAGUUUUUUUGUUGCGCAUAAUGUCAGUUUUUAGUCUUAAAAUAGUACAUGUUUUAAUUUAGCUUUUUUGAUAACAACUUAUGGACUCUUUGUCAAGAGCUUUCCUUGACACAGUCCUGUCAUCUGCACAUGUUCGCAUGUUGAUAUUAUUAAAGAAGUGGUCCUGGUAUUUUUCGUCUUGAAUGAAAUACAAAAUUUCUGCCAUGACCAUGUUGCGUCAGAUGAACCUGAAAUGAGAGGAUCAGAGCAAUAACAAAAUUUAUUGAACUUACAGGCCUUAUUCUGAGAUAGGGCAUCCAGUAGUGUAGUUAUUGAUUACCAGCUGAAAAUGCUGGGUGUCAGUGUCCUAUAAUAUGACAGUGGUUUUCUAAAGUGUGCUUUGUACAAUUUUGUUCCCAGUCUGUUCCUUUCGUUUUCUGUAAUUCCAAGAGUGCUUCAUUGUGAGAAAGGCAGCAUCAUCUUCCAAUAAAACAUAGAUUCAAUUAUCCCCCCUGUCCCCCAAGUCAUGAUUGUGACUCAUUUAUCAGUAGUGCUCACUUCACAUUUUGUAUUCAGACCAUCUUCUGCAGCCAUUUGCUGCACUGUGAACAUGGCAUUUUACAAGUUAUUAUUGUGUUCUAUUGUGACUGACAGCUAGAAAGUUUAAGAAAGAUUUAAAAUCCAUUAAUAAAUGAUUUUCAAAGUUUCAUUCAUUGCUAAAAUACUGUAUGCCUGCGUUAUUUUAAGUAAUACUGUGUUGUGAAAUGUAAGUUAAUGUUGCCGGACUAAAGUCCAAAUUGACUUUAUUUUAAAAAGAGAUAAUGGCUAAAAUAUUACAACAUAAGUAUUUAUCGUAGUAGAUAUUUGACAAGGAUACAUAAUACAUGUAUUAAGAAGAUAUAAUAUAUAAUAAGCUAUGAUCCCCACAGAGCUCCCUUGUUUCGUUAUCUUUGAGUUACAUUUGGUCUAUUGUACUGUAGAUUCGAAACUGGAAAUUGAUUAGUGGGCUUUUUCAUAUUCUCAUGUUGGUUUGUCUUUGCAUAUAACAUUAUCUAUGAAUCAAUCAUUAUUGUUAAACACCCCUUUUUACACAAACAGCAAUCAUGUAUUAAUCAGUGUGUUUCAAAAGAAAUAUAAUUCUGUUCAGUGAUUUAUCAACAUAUUUCAAACACAUUUUUAGAUUAUCAUCACCCAGUGAUAGUUAAUCAAGUUGACGCUUUCAUCUCAGUAUUUAUUUCAGCACACGCUUGUGAUUUUUACCUUAUUUUUAGCAAGUUUUCAUUGUCCGUUACAUAAAUGUCAUUCUUUCAUCCAAAUUUUAAUUUUGAUUUUUAAUCUUUCCUUGUGUCAUUUUUCUUGCUUUCAUAAAUAAAUGAAAUGUUGUAUAAUG